AUGCAGCAAAACACCAAUAUAAGCGGCGAGAUCACCGAGUACACCAGUCCAAUGGACCCAUACACCGAGUAUGUCGGUUGCCCUCUCUUAUGGCCCACAAUCUCGAAAAUGUACAUGGCUACCGAUGUUAAAAAGGUGAGCACAAUAGUGGGGAGGAUUCCAGCAAUGAAGGCUGUUAUGAACUCUGGCAGUCCAUUCAACCAGCUGAUGGUAGGAAUCAGAGCCGUCAAGUACGGCAGCUGA
Molecule: messenger RNA, 243 nt
Organism: Ogataea philodendri
Lineage: Eukaryota; Fungi; Ascomycota; Pichiomycetes; Pichiales; Pichiaceae
Exons: 2
Coding region: 1-243 (80 amino acids)
Source: RefSeq, a predicted model, not a curated record